Malaya genurostris is the source of this 5567-nucleotide messenger RNA. Its product is annotated as putative RNA exonuclease pqe-1. NCBI's taxonomy places the organism in Eukaryota, Metazoa, Arthropoda, Insecta, Diptera, Culicidae. The record is from RefSeq and is a predicted model, not a curated record. Bases 808 to 4620 code for a protein of 1270 amino acids. The transcript has 4 exons.
ACGGUCCGACAAGGUAGACGUUUUGGCGCAGAUUGGACGGUUAGGUUGGACGUGGACACCGGUUAAAUUCAAUCGAUCAAAGCGCAAAGCAUACUUUGUUCUUAUUGGCGCUCAUCGCUGGCUCUCGGAACCGAUGCGAUAAUUCGCAAGUGAUAUUUUGCAGUAUCGUGGUAAAAUAUUUUCAAUCUUGUGGGAAAGUUUUCCGUAGGACCAGUGAAAUUUUUGAAAGUACCUCUCAGCAGGUAACCGAUUCGAGUGGAAGCAAGUGCCCUUUCGUGCCCAGAUAGCUGGCACUCUGUACGAGCGUCGCGAGGUAAACGAGAUGAAGUGGCUAAGAUAACCGGGUACGAGUCUUCCGAAAGUGUUGUGCUUGGAGAGAAAGGUAACAAAGUAACAAGUACACCCAACAGUGUCCCGACAUAAAUGGUGAUAAAUCAUUACAAAUUGAAGGUUUGACGUGUGAAAUUUGGCAUCCAAGCAAUCGACAAUAGUGAAACCCGUGGGAAGGAGCUGCAUCACACAAAACAUGAGUGAUUGAUCGGGUCGGAAUACAAGUCAGUGGUAGUUCGGUGCGAAUAUUGAGUGACAUACUUACCGGUUGAAUCGUGAAGAUUUGCGAAUUUUGGAAGAAAAGUGUCAAUUCCUCGCCGUUGUUCACGUGAUAACUUUGACUCGAAAGGGUGAAUCAUUGCAUCAAAGUGCUUCCGCGUAACGGUAUUCGUGGAUACGACAGUGUGAAACAAUUUACUCUCACUUUCUGACUGACUGACGGACGGACAGACGGCCGAGUUCGGGACGGAUAGCAGGAUGAAGCUGUACAUCGUGUUGAUUGCCUUGCUGGCUUUGCAUCACAGUGUGGAAGCGAAAAACGACACUACCGAGGUAACCGAAGCUUCCCCUAAGAAGGAAGAAACUACUGAGAAAACCGUUCCGGUGGCUUCCGACCCAGAUAAUCGGGGCAAACGUAAUUUGGAGUUGGGAACCCAUGGUUACAAUUAUUACCAAACAGCUCCGUAUCGGGCAGAUCGCAGAAUUUCCAAUGCCUACCAAGAUCCGGGACCCUAUUAUCAAACCAGCAACUAUAUUCAUCACCCACAGUCGCUUGUUGGUCCCUCGCCAGCCCAUCACUAUCAUGGAUUCGAUAGUGAUAUUUCCAAUUCCGUCAAUAGCUUCCAAUCGGGGCCUCACCAUCAUCAGCCCGUUUACGUCGAUGCACCGGAACCAAUUAUCGAGAUUAUCAUAAAGGAAAGUAACGAAUCGGCUCCUUAUGAACAUCAAGCAGCGAGUCCGAUUCCUAAGAAAAAGGAAGAAGUGCAAGUAUUUUACGUGAAAUACCACAAAGAUGAUAAGCAUGGAAUUGUGCUGGAUACUCCUGUUCCUGCUCUGAAACCUCUACCAGAUGAGAGUGAAGAGGAAGAGGAUCUGAGCUCUUUGCAUGAAGAACCGAUCGUAGUUACACCUGGGCCACCGCAGAAGACUACCACAUUGAGAGCGAUUAUCAAUCCUGACUCGGAAAAAUAUCACAGUAAUAGCGGGAUCCGGAUAUCAUUUGGUGUUGAGGACAAGCAUCAGAGUGGCCACCAACUGUCGGAGUCUGAAAGUGAGAGCGUUGCGCAACCAGUGGUAGCACUUCCGCAAGGACAACAUUCACCUCAACCGCAGGCACAUAAUCAGUUCCAGUCUGCUCCUCCAGCACAGCAGCAUCAAUACCAGUACCAUCAAACUAGUCAACAAAAAGCCGAUCAAUUCUAUCAACAGCAUCAACAGUUCGUUCAACAACGGUCCUUCCCAACGGCAGCUCCGUUUGCUUCUCAACCUCAAUACCAGCAGCAACCACCUCAGCCACAGCAAAAUUUUGUUCAAAACUUUGGACAACCGACAUCUCAAUCCCAAUAUCGUUCCCAACCACACUUUCAAUAUCAGCAGUUUCAAAAUCCACCGCACCGUUUCCAACAGUUCGAUCAAACACGCAACAACUACGUGCAACCACAGUCACAAUAUCGAACAACACAUCAACAAAACCAACAUUUCGCCCAGCAACCGGCUCGAUCACAAGCUCAUUUCGCGGCUCCUCCUCUACCACCGCCACCACCACCGCAACCACAACCACAACCUCAACCACAGCCUCAACAGCUACAGCAACAGCAAUACUUUCCUUCAGCACAACAGCUUAGACAACCUCAACCAGACUUUCAGCAGCAUACUCAACCAAAACCUAUCCCAAUCCCACUGCACAAUAUCAACAAUCAACCUCCGCUAAGACAACAGUAUACCCAAGCUUCUCAGCCGAAUCAGUUUAAUCAACCCUUCAACAGUUUCUACAAACACCAACAAACCCAUCUGGUUCCCAGACCUUCGAUCCAACCCAUCCCGUCUCCAGCGCAGCAACAAACGCUUCCUCCAUAUCAACCACAGCACCAGCAACAACACCAACAACAGCAGCAACAACAUCAACAUCAACAACAACAGCAACCGCGCUUCCCUGAAAACAAACGCCCUCUCGCCAACCGUGGAAACUUUGUUGAAAUUCCUCGGCCCGUUCAGGGAGGUCUGGUUCAGCAGGCCGCUCCCAAUCUCGGUACCACUCGUACUCCCGAUCAACCGAGUGGUGCGUUAGAACAUCAGAACAAUCUGCAGAGCAUUCUUCCACUUGGUGGUGAGCUGGUGCAAAGUGUUCCCAAGUAUGAAAGUCACAUUACCGAACACGUUAAAACAGAGGGUCAAACGAAACUUAACUUUGUCUCCAGCCCGAACCACCAAUUCGCGCAAGGACCGGCAUACAAAAUUCUCCCAUCGCAGGAACUGAUCAGUCACUCGGUCGCUCCACAGGUUGAAAGUAAUUCCCAGAAAAAUUACCCACAUCCGCCAUUGCCGACUCCACAGCAGUAUGUGAGUAAUGCAGUACCGCAAAUCAUUCCAAAUUCGGAGCCCUUGAACAACAACUUGCGAUUGGCAAAUCAUGUGUCGCAUUUCAUCAAUGUCUCCCCUCGCACUAACUAUGCUCAGCAAUCACAGCAGUCGAGACCGCAACCGCAACCGCAACCACAACCACAGCCGCAACCGCAACCGCAACCGCAACCUCAGCCCCAGCCUCAACCACAGCAACAACAACAGUCAUCCUUCGUCUGGAACGGAGGUCCAACUCGUUCCACCCCGAACGUUUAUUCACCGACAUUCCAGACCACACCAAGAACCCAACAGCCGCAGUUCCAACAACAAAACAAUAUUCGAUCGCAAACUCUGCCUCAUUUCGGAACCCGCACGACUGCCUCCUAUCAAAACACACCAAUCCAACCAACAACGGCACGAACCACAUCCACUCAGCAACCUGCUCCAACUACAACGGUAGUCCCCAUUACUUCCGAUAAGAAGCAGAAAGCCCUACUAGAUCUACCUGACGAGGUCCCAGAUGACAUUCGGCAGCAUCUGCUAUCGUCCGGAAUACUGGAAAAUGCAGACAUCAGUGUGCUCGAUUACGACAAGAUCGGAGGAACGAAUCUGGAGAAUCUGCCCCCAGAGCAUCUGGCUAACUUCUUCAGUUCCGGUGGAGCAUCCCAGCUGGCCAGUUCAAGCAAUGUGGUGUCCGUACUGAAACCCAACGGUGACAAAAUAGCUGAGAAGUUCAUCUCCAAAAAUUACGACGUAAAAGACAAACGAGUAAAGUAUGUACUUGAAGAUCAGGAAGAAUAUGGGCAACAGAACACGGAUGAGCCAACAUUAGUGACCAUGCCGGAAAAGCAAAAUGUCGAUCUGAAAGUGGUGCGGUUUGAUUCAUCCAGCCAGAAGAACGUUACCGAUCGGUACAUUAAGCAAGACUCCACCAUUCUGCCGUCGGUAGAUGUGGCCAACGAGUCUGAACCGGCGUAUAACCGAUAUCUACCGCUGAAGAUCAACGGAGCUCAAUUUCCAAUUCCGGAUGCACCCGAACUGCGUGGUAGACGCAUUUCCAGUGUGGUAGUUCUGGCACCGGUAGAAAAUAUGCUGCCAAACAAUAGUUUUGUGAUCAAUGCCGAAGCGGAGCAGGAACGACGUGAAACGGAGGACGAACAACAGUCCCGGUACGAGCGGGAUGCACUCUCGGACUCGAACAAGAUCAAGUUCAUUGCCGACGAGGCGUUAAAACAGUUGAUCAAGAAACCGUCGACGGAUAACUUCAAGCGGUGGUUGGAGCGUGAAGGUAAAACCGAUGUCGAUCUCCAGAGUGUUGUCCUACUAGUUACAAAAAACGAGAACGACGACCAGGAGAUCUUCAUGUACGACAUUGCGACCAAAGGCGUAACCCAUCUAAACGGUGAACUGUCGUUGGCGUUCGUCAAGGUGGCCGAAGAAAAUGCCAAAACCCACGAUCUGGACGAUAUGCCCAUCGUUGACAGUGGAAUCGUGGAGCAAAUGGAAACAGCCGGUAGUGCGCGUCCAACCGAAAACACCGACCAGGAUGAGGACUCGUAUACUAGCGCACAGGACUUCAGUUCGCUGGAAGACGAAGAUGGGCUUGCCGAACAGUCGGAACAUUACGAAACCGUCGUCAAGUUUGACCAGAAACCCAUUUACGUGUAUCCGAUCAAUAGCAAGUACCGAAGUGUGCAGAUCAAUUCCGGUUACAGCAGUAUCAAGAAUUAGGAGGCCAGGAGCGUACGAGAAUGAGCGAAUGAGAAAUCGAUCAAGUCUUCUACAUAGUUCAAAUUUCUACUAAAAGUGAUGAUGAUGUGUGCAUGUGUGUGCGUGUGAAGUACGAGUGCGAAUAAGUUGAAGCUUCUGCUGGAUGCGAUCAGAAGACCAUUUGAAUCUCUACAGUAUUUCUUUCAAAACGAUUUCGACAAGCGUACCAUAAACCGACUUCGCUCAGCGAAAAUGUCUGCACAUAAGUAAAAACAAAACAGGACACUUUUCAGAUAGAUUAAUAGUAUAGCAAUUGUAGGUAUUUCUGUACAUAUUGAAAACUCUACUGCCCAUAUAGAGCACGUGUUCGUGCGUGUUCGAAUGGAGAAUCCAUGAAAUACGGGGCCGGUGAAAAUAAGUGACAUAUAACAAACGACAUUCUACCCGGUAGCCUGGUAAGAAUUAGGUUUUUAGAACGUCCGAAAGGAGCGAACCAAGAGUUCUGAACUCAAGCUUAGGUAGAGUUGCAAGUGACCACUAAAGUCAGUAGAUCGUAGUCUGAAACCGUAACGGAUGGCGCGGUUACAGUAUUUUCCUUACAAUGUAGUUGAAGAAAAAAGAAAAUAUAACGAACCCAAAUAUUUGGCAGAUUCAAAUCUUUUUCCGUAGAAGUAAUUUUUCCAGAAUUACUUCUUAGCGAGAAUGUAAUGAUCAUACGUGACGAAUUAUUUAAAUAAAUUAAAUUAUAUGUUGUUAAAACGCGCUGAGCAGGUUCGACUAAACAAAACACCGCAUUUUCGGAAGCGUUGUAAAUUAUUAAUUAUUUCUAAACUAGUGUUAUAAUUUACGUAGCCACAAUAUGACAUUAGCAGUGCCGAGUAAAAUCUAGUUUUUUUCUUUCGUUCGUUAGUUCUGUUACAGCCGAACUCUUUCUAUAGAAAUAAAUUUAACUUGUAGCAAAAACUAAA